UUGAAGCAUAUUCCUUCUUUUGCCUUGCCACUUGCUUUCAUUCUCAUGUGGGUGGGAUGACAAUACAUUUCACGAAGGCACGAAAACUUUGUUGCAGUAUCUGUCUAUAGUAUCAAGGACUCCACUGUCUGCUACGUUUGACUUCCAACAUGGAGUAUUUGGGCUCUGAAGGAGGACCCAGACAACACUAUUCCUUAAUCUCAUGUUGCAGAUGUGGAUUACAGAUUGAGCCAAACCCAACCAACAUGUGUGUAAACUGUUUACGGUCAGAUGUGGACAUUACAGAGGAUAUUCCAAAAACGUCUGUGCUUAACUUCUGUCGAAGCUGUGAGAGAUAUCUGCAGCCUCCGAAUCAGUGGGUUAAAGCUGCGCUUGAGUCUCGAGAGCUGCUGUCCGUUUGUCUGAAGAGAUUGAAGGGCCUUAAUAAGGUCAAGCUGAUUGAUGCAGGCUUUGUGUGGACUGAACCUCAUUCCAUGAGGAUUAAGGUUAAACUGACUGUCCAAAAAGAGGUGAUGAAUGGCGCUGUCUUGCAGCAGGUGUUUGUGGUGGAGUACACGGUACAGUCCAAUAUGUGUGAGGAUUGUCAUCGUGUGGAGGCCAAAGACUUUUGGCGUGCGGUUGUGCAAGUCAGACAGAAGUGUGACCACAAGAAGACAUUUUUCUACCUGGAGCAACUGAUCCUGAAGCACCGAGCACACCGUAGCACAGUCAACAUCAAGCCCAUGGCAGAUGGACUAGAUUUCUUCUUCACCAAACAGGACGAUGCCAAGAAGCUUGUGGAGUUCCUGUCCGCCUACGUGCCUUGCAGGUUUGUGACUGGCCGGGAGCUGGUGUCCCACGACAUCCGCAGCAACAAGUACAACUACAAGCACACGUUCUCCGUGGAGAUUAUACCCGUCUGCAAGGAUCACAUCAUAUGUUUGCCCAAGAAGACAGCACAGCAGCUUGGAGGAAUCAGCCCCCUGUGUCUAGUGACGCGUGUCACACAAAGCAUACACAUCAUCGAUCCCAACACGCUUCAGUGGGCUGAGCUUAGCGGAGCGCAGUACUGGAGGAACCCAUUCAAGGCUCUGGUCUCACCGAAACAGCUGAUAGAGUACAUGGUCCUGGAGGUGAACAUGGUUUCAGACAGAGACAGGCCCAAUCGACCACGCCUCUCCACCAAGCAUAUGUUGGCUGAUGUGUACGUGGCCCGGAUGAGUGACCUCGGAGCCAACGACCAGCAGUUUCACUGUCGCUCUCACCUUGGACAUCUGCUCCGCGCGGGGGACACGGUGCUGGGGUUUGACUUCAGCAAUGCCAACCUGAAUCAUCAACACUUUGAGGCGAUGAAGGGAGACAGGAUCCCGGAUGUGAUGCUGGUUAAGAAGGUGUUUGAUCGUAACAAGAGGAUUCGCCGCAGAAAGUGGAAGUUGGAGAGAUUUGAUGGGGCUGAUGAGGCAGACACUGAGAGCGUUAACAGGGACUUCAACGACUUCUUGGAAGACCUGGAGGAGGAUCAAGCGAUCAGAGAGAACGUCAACAUUUACAAAGAUCCGAGCAAGAUCUCCGUGCAGGCUGAGGACACCGACGAUGAGGGAGCCCCACAGAUCAGUCUGAUGGAGAUGUUGGAAGAUCUGCACAUCUCGGAGGAUGCCACGGGUGGGGAGGGAGCUCCCAUGAUGGAGUAGGUGGUUCAAGAUUGGGAGGAUAAAAGAAAAAAAAAAAUUAAUAAACCUCAUGAAUGAAGUA
Molecule: messenger RNA, 1731 nt
Organism: Aplysia californica (California sea hare)
Lineage: Eukaryota; Metazoa; Mollusca; Gastropoda; Aplysiida; Aplysiidae
Product: 60S ribosomal export protein NMD3
Exons: 15
Coding region: 150-1670 (506 amino acids)
Biological process (GO): ribosomal large subunit export from nucleus
Cellular component (GO): cytoplasm; nucleus
Molecular function (GO): ribosomal large subunit binding
Source: RefSeq, a predicted model, not a curated record